AUGGCUACUAUCAAUAGAAAGCGCCUCUCUUCUUCUUCUACUUCAUACCAACCAGUACUUACUCCUAAUAAAGACAACAAAGCUUCUAAUGCCUCCGACUCUUGGUAUAGGAAGAACAAAGAGAUAGUUCUAUGUUUCCGUUCAGCGGACUUACGUAAAUCCACGUUUCAAGACAUCUGUAAUAAAGCCGCAGAACUUGAAGCCUACCACAGGCAUCCAAACUCUGACCGUAAUGAGGUCAAAGUGCAGAAGGAUGUGCGCAGGUCAAUAGUGGAAGAGAUGCGCAAGCAAAAUCAGGCAACACUUGCUACCAUAUUAGCAAGAAAUACUGCCAGGAGAUUGUUGGGCGACAAAAAGCCUGGGACAGAAGGUGUAUUAGAGUCCGGGAGGAAAAUUGUACCAGAAGAAAAGUAUGAAACAGAAAGGGCAUUGUUGAGACUUCCCGGAGAUCGUUGGGUGACGAAAAGACAGAUACAAAAGCUGUAUUUAAGUCUAAGGGCAAUUUUAUACUUAAAAAGUGUAAGUCUAGGACACAAGAUGGUUUUGACUAUAUAGUGAAGAUUGUACCAGAAGAAAAGUGUGAAACAGAAAGGGCAUUGUUGAGACUUCCUGGGGGAUCGUUGGGUGACGAAAAGACAGAGACAAAAACUGUAUUUAAGUCUAAGGAUAUUUUUAUACCUAAAAAGUGCAAGUCUGGGAGAAAAGAUGGUUUUGACAAUAUAGUGAAGAUGGAUAAAGAGCCUAUAAAGUUAACUGGUGCCACAAUUUUUUGCAAGGUAGGAGGCCAAGGUGGAGGGGCUGUCGCUGGUGCCCUUGAAGCCCAUGUGGACGGGUUCAUAUUUACAACCUCCAGUUCCCAUAUUUAUAUGCAGUUUACGUUUAAAAAUGUGAAGAUUGCCUUCUUCCGAGUUGAAGACGGGAGAAGAUGAUGCCUCUCUUGCACUUCCACUUGCAUCACCCCGUCGAAGUGGGGGGAGAAAAGACAAAUGAUAUUCAAUUUCGUUUGGUGCCGACCCCAGUUGGACAGGGGAUAUUUGAUAAUGAUUCAGACAAGUUUGUGAAAGAGAACAAAACCAGGGAUAGGGGCUGUGGCGAAGAUCUACAGCAUUGUGUGGCCAAAGUUGAACAUAAAUGGCGGGGAUCACCUUCUCCGUUUUCAUUUCAUUGGGUAUAUAAGCAAGACGAAUUCUAUGGAGUAUGUAAGAAGGAAGAAUUUCAUGGGGUUCUGCCCUCCAAGGCACCAGCCGUCUUUGGCCUGCCUUUUUGUUAGCUAGUUAGACUUGCGGAUUCACCUUUCCUUGUGGUCGACUUAGAUGACAUUGAGAUUGUAAAUUUGGCUAGGCUUAGACCUGGGGAGAUUGAUAUGACUGUCAUUUUUAAGGACUUCACGCGUGAUCUACUUCAAAUUGGCUCAAUUCCUCUAUACUCGCUCGAUGACAUAAAAAGGUGUCUCAACUUUGGGGGUGUCAAGUAUUAUGAGAAUGAUCUGGAUCUGCCGUGGGACUCCAUAAUGAAAAAGAUAACAGAUUCUCCGGAGACAUUCAUACAGGAGGGCGGGUGGGAUGCGUAUAAACUCGAGGAUAGCUUUACUUCACUCUAUUAUCAGCACUGCUACUUGGAAGCAUCACAAAUUGUAUAUGGUGAUAGGCUUAUUGUUUAAUGUUUAACAAGUGAUGCAUUGGUGGAGUGAGAGGAGCAAUGAGAGAAGAGGAGAAGAGUAAAACAGGAGAAAAGUUGGGUUUGGUCCCUAGAAAGACUAAAUAAUCUUAAUUUAUUGCUCUAGUUUCUAUAGUUCUUGCUUCAGUUGUUCAUACACUUAUUUGCAUAUCCUGAAUGUAAUAUUUAUGCUUUUAGUAUCAGACGUAGAAAGUUUGGAUUGUA
Papaver somniferum (opium poppy) is the source of this 1881-nucleotide messenger RNA. RefSeq lists its product as uncharacterized. The coding region runs from base 1 to 555 and encodes 184 amino acids. The record is from RefSeq and is a predicted model, not a curated record. Lineage: Eukaryota; Viridiplantae; Streptophyta; Magnoliopsida; Ranunculales; Papaveraceae. The transcript is spliced from 2 exons.